This is a messenger RNA of Meloidogyne enterolobii, 3215 nucleotides long. The record is from the annotation of a GenBank genome assembly. Lineage: Eukaryota; Metazoa; Nematoda; Chromadorea; Rhabditida; Meloidogynidae.
UUUUUAAAAAUUAUGGAGAACGACUUAAAAUCAUUUAUUAAACUUCCCUGGUUCAAAAAACAUUUUUCAAAUUCGGCUGACUUGGAAAUACUUCCUGCACGUUAUACAGUCCAAUAUGUUAUGGAAGAAAUGUUUAUUUAUUUUGAGAAGCGUUUAACUCAAAUUGCUGAUGAAGAACCUCUGGACAAACUUAUAAACAAAUCAUUCAAAAGAGGAGAAGAUUCUUAUCUCAAUAGUCUGUUAAGAACACUUUUUGGACUAUGCGAGACUUGUCUGCCUUCAGUUUUAAAUGUUUUGAUUAAAUGGUAUGAGCAUCAACAGAGAGUUUCAAUCAGCCAAGUCGGAGAGGUCAGAGAUCGUGCCAUAAAGAAAACACUUGUUGCUAGCUAUUUAUUUUGUGUUGUUCUAAUCGAAAUUUUACUCCAAGUCCACUUCCACCCAGCAGAAUGUCAAUCACAAAUUAAUUUUAUUGUUGGGACUUCUUUCAAUCAAAUAUCUUACAAGGACCAAUCCGUUUUUGGAAUUAAUUAUAAUAAUAGUUUGAUAGUUUCUGAAAUCUUUGCAGAAGUAAUUGGUGUCUUGUCACAAACCCAUUGUAAAUUAAUCCAGAAAUAUUGUAUUGACAAUUUAAACGAAUUACGCAAAGAAAUACCAGUUAAUACGCAUAGUGUUAUUUGUCUUUUAAUGGGAAUGAAAUAUUUUAGAAUUAAGACAAACGAGAUAUCAUCAUUGGAAGAGGGUAUCGCUUUUUUAGAAGAAAUUGGUUCGUAUUACCUUGAAGUUGAUUUGAAACAAAAGGAUUUGAAGCAUGCUUUGGCUGGAUUGUUGGUUGAAAUACUUAUACCUAUGGCUGCGCAAAUAAAAACUGAGGCAAACGUUCCUGCUUUAAUUGCUUUUGUUGAUAAACUUUACAAUCCAACAUAUGAUUUGAUUAAUAAAAAGCAACAUAAAUUGGCAGCUUACCCACUACUUACUUGCUUAUUAUGCAUCAGUCAAAAUAAAUUUUUUCUUUCUACUUGGGUUCAAUUUCUUAAUCUUACAUUAGCAAAUCUCAAAAAUAAAGAUUCAAGAAUAUCUCGAAUGGCGUUGGAAUCACUUUAUCGUUUAAUUUGGGUUUACACAGUUCGUAUAAGCUGUGAAAGUAAUAGCGUAACUCGAAGCCGUUUGGAAGGAAUUUGUGCAAGUCUUUUCCCUCGAGGUUCAAGAAAUGUAGUUCCAAGAGAUGCUCCUCUCAAUAUUUUUGUCAAAAUAAUUCAUUUUAUUUCUCAAUAUAGAAUUGAUUUUGCGUUUAGGGAAAUAAUUUAUGACUUGUUGGGAUGUUCAAGAGCUUCAUCAAGAACCCUUUCAAUUUAUCCUGAACGUAUGAAUAUUGGAAUACGUGCUUUAAUGGUUAUUUUUGAUGGACUACAACAAAAUGAAAGUCCUCCAGGAAUGCCGAGAUCUAUAGGUUUUGUACCUUUUGGAACAAUUCAACGCCAAAAAAGAAGUUAUUUGACUCAGCCAUUGUCAAUUGAAACAGCAAUUUCUCUCGGUCUAGAGCAAUACUAUCCAGCUUGUAGAAAAGCGUUUGACUCAAUUUUACGUACUUUGGAUGCCCAAAUUGGACGUUCAUUUAUGUUAACAGCUUCACAUGUUCGUGGAAAAGAAUAUAACGAAGUUAUUAAUUCUGAAAUGAGAGCAAAAUUGGAUCUUUUUCGGACUUGUAUUGCUGCAAUUCCUCGUUUUCUACCUGAUCCAAUGUCUCAUCAGGAUUUGAUAGAAUUUGUUAUUCGAAUGUGUGUUCAUGUAGAUGAAGAAAUUCGUUUAACAGCCUACCAAUCACUUCAAAAUUUGGUUGCUGAAUGUCCAGAUUGGAGAGAAGAUUUAUUCCACAUUUUUCUUCGUUUUUUAAUUAAUCAAAUACAGGACACAUUCCCAACAUUAUUAGAAUCAAUGGUUCGUUUAUUACUUCAAUUGCUUUCAGUUUGGAAAUUAAAUUUUAUUGAACAUCAAAAGAAUGAAUCGAUUAUGUUAAAACUUUCAACAAAUAAAGUUGGUAUUAGUUCUCAAUCUUCAAUUUCGGAAAGUUGCGAAUUAACCAACUCCCAUACAUCCUUUGAACGUUAUAUAAGUGCUACAGCUUUUGCUCUUCAUUGUAUAGAAGGUUUAGCAUUAACACUUUUAUGUCAAUUGAGGCCACAAAUUAAAAGAAUGGCAAUUUCUUUAUUAUACGAAGUUAAAGGAUUUUUGGAUUGUUUUCCACAAAAACAUCAUUAUGAGACGCCAGUAAUUGAAGUUUUGGAUGAGGCAACACCUUAUGUAAUGGAAAAAUAUAUUCAACAUGUUUCUGAAAAUGAAAAGAAAACUUGGCACAAAGACUUUGCUUCAUUUUGUGAGAUUGUAUCAAAUGUUGGAACUGAUCCGCUUUUGGUAAAUGAAGACCAUGGAAAUGAAUAUUUGCGUUGGGAUGUUUGGGCUAGUGCUCUUUCGGGAUUUUCUGAGCAUCGUUUUCUUCCGUCAAAAUGUACAGUUGCAAUAUCUUUUGCUUGGCCAGCAUUGCUUACUCGUUUUAAUUAUUGUCAUCAAAUAAUUGAUCCAAAUAAUCCACAAAAUGAAAAUCGAAGUUCUCUUCUUCGAAGCAGUAAAAGUAGAUAUACAAAUUGGCCAUUAUGUGGAGAUAUACUUAGCCAUGAAAAUUAUUUAAGUUUGUGGCAAAAAUAUAUUGUAAUGGUUUUUGGUCUUUUCCAAUCAAAAACUACUUUUUUGUCAAAUCCUUCAUUAAUUAGAAGUUUUUCUCCAAGCUGUGAUUCUUCUGAAGUAAACAAAUCAAUGAUAAGUUCAGUCAAAAUGACAAGGACAGGAUUGUUGAAUUGUUCUCAACUUUUACAAAAAGCUUCGAUAAUGAUUCGUUGGGAGGCUACAGACAUUAAAGACGCAGUUGUUUUAGGAAUGGGUUCAAUGAAUUCUGAAUGUUUUGAGCUUUUAUUUGAAGAAUUUAAUCUAAAAGGAAUUUUGAGAGAAGUUGGAGAACGCAAAAACGAGACGAAUUUAAGAAGAAAAAAGAGGAAAGACGCGUUAAGAUUGCAAUUGCGUAUGUUUUUUUGUAAAAAUUAAAUUUGAGUGUUUAGUGGGAAGUUUGGAGACUUCAUUUUUGAAUCUAGAUAUCGGGAGGUGUAUGUAAAACUACAAGAGACUGAAAUCCUCGUUUCUUCCUCCCGACUAGCGUAUAGUUUUUU